Molecule: messenger RNA, 2982 nt
Organism: Australozyma saopauloensis
Lineage: Eukaryota; Fungi; Ascomycota; Pichiomycetes; Serinales; Metschnikowiaceae
Exons: 1
Coding region: 1-2982 (993 amino acids)
Biological process (GO): intracellular calcium ion homeostasis; calcium ion transmembrane transport
Cellular component (GO): membrane; endomembrane system
Molecular function (GO): calcium:proton antiporter activity
Source: RefSeq, a predicted model, not a curated record
AUGCCUAGGUCUCCCCUAAUACAACCGACCAGAUCACUUCUGGAAAGCGGAGAAAGGCGGUCCGUCUCAGAAGCGUCGCCCUCGCUCAAGGCGCGCGGCCUGCGGCUGAAGAAACUGCGCUCAAGACCGCCGCUCAAACGGUUGGCGUCCACAACGAACAAACUUGUGUUUUCGGUCGAUGACGACAUCCACGACAACUUGGACGAGGAGCCCGGCGAAGACGAGUCCCGGGAGAAGAAGUACUUCGAAGGAUACAAGGACGCGUUGCGCGACCUCAUCACACAACGGAAAAACAAGCUCAUUGAGGCUUCGGGUGGACCUAGUCUUCCCGGCAGCAGCGCCGUCUCGGACUUGGACCUGGUGCUCAACCAGGCGGCGGCAGACACGCUUGAAGAGGAGAGAUUGACGUCCGAGAGCCGCUUGGACCAGCAGAAUACAGAUGUAGACGACGUAGCUUCCGUAGACCUGAAUAGCUCGCUGAAAACGAUGGAGUCGCUCGACCUCAAGGCGCGGCAGGAGGCCAUCAACUCGACGCACCCGUUCGGUAUCAAGAUCUGGAAGCCCUCUGUGUAUAAAAAGAUCCGGUCGGUCGCUGCACGGGCUGAGGAAGAUAUCCACGAUUACGACCCCAAAAAACCUACCGGCCCGAUCUACUUCGGCAUCCACCUCACCAACUUCUUGUGGAGCUGCACAGUGGGCUUGUUUCUCUUCGUCAUUUGCUUGUUGGGCGCUGCGGCGGUAUUCGUAUUCACCGGGUUCGCAUGGCACAAGUCUCUGCGGCCAUACGUGCGUCUUCUCUACCAAUUGGGCAAGUACUGGUUCCAUCCGUUCGGCAAGUUUGUGCUCCUCAACAAGGACGAGAACUACCUCGAUGAGGAUGAGAUGGAUGGCAGAUCCAUCUCGGAGUUUCACCAAUGGAGAUUGGAGGAGGAAGGCCGGUUGUUCUUCGCCCCUCCGCGCCGUAUGACCAACAGUGCAGACUCCAAGCCUCUUUUGAAGGAUCACAAGGGACGCCCCUGGAGAGAAGCGUAUGCUGCUUUGGGUGAGGGCCAGAGUACUGGCGACCCAGCCCUCAUGGAAGACAACGGCGCUGUAGACGAUGACGAUAACGACAACAACGACAUCAAGGUGCGUUUUUUCGGAAGAGGACGUUGGUCUUUGGGAAGAAUCUUGUUCUAUUUGUUCUUCUACGGGAUCUUGCAGCCUAUUCUGUACACAAUCGCCGCAAUCUGUUGGUUGUUUGUCUUUACCAUUCCAAUGUUCAACUUGAACUCUAUUUUGUGCGACCAUUUGCGAAGAAGACCCUUGGCGCUUUACUUUGAGCAGGAGAAGGAGUACUACAAAAAAAUUAGCGACCCGAAACAGAAAAAGAAGUUGCGGAACCAGUCCAUCAUUCUCUGCACAUAUAGAUGUUGUGGGUUGCAUUACUACAAGUACACCCUUGGCGGUACCAACAUUUUCUUCAUCAAUUUGCUUCUGGUGGUCGCAUUUGUGAUCCUGGACUACUACAUUUUGAAAGAGGUCUUGGACUUGAAAGAGUGGUACACGGAUUCCUCGUUCUUGUUCUGCGGCUGUUUGUUCUCUAUCAUUCCUUUGGCUUACUUCAUCGGUCAAGCCGUUGCUUCCAUUUCGGCGCAGUCUUCAAUGGGAGUCGGUGCUGUCAUCAACGCCUUCUUCUCAACGGUCGUCGAGAUUUUCUUGUAUUGUGUGGCCUUGAACCAGUCGAAAGGAAAGUUGGUGGAAGGAUCGAUGAUUGGAUCCAUUUUGGGAGGUGUUCUUCUCCUUCCCGGUCUCUCGAUGUGCGGCGGUGCCUUGAAACGGAAAACGCAACGGUACAACCCAAGAUCCGCCGGUGUAUCAUCCACAAUGUUGCUUUUUGCGAUGGUGACGAUGUUCACGCCUUCCUUGUUCUACCAGUUGUAUGGCUCAUACGAACUCAGAUGUAAGGAUUGCGUCUACAAGGCUCAUGGCAAGAGCGAGGGCUGCACCACCUGUCAAUUCAUUCAGCCUUCGCUUGUUCUCGACAAAUUGUACUACCAAGUGCUUCGCCCAUACUCGUUGUUUGUGGCAAUUGCUUUGUUUGUUGCAUACAUCGUUGGUCUUUAUUUCACUUUGAAGACACACGCGUCUUUGAUCUGGGCUACGAAUUCCCACGAGUUGGCAGCGGCACAAACCAGGAAAGACAACUACAUCCGCUCUCCCAGUGUGAUCAGCCUCGAUGUCGCCUAUAAGGCAGGACGUGCUGGUAGAACUUGCGAGGAGCAGCCUCAAACUGAUACUCCCUUACGCCCUGGAUCUGGCGCCAUGACUCCAACGACAAGACAGGACCUUAAGAAAUUACCUCUGACGUCUAAGAACUUGGGAGUGCCCCGUAAUAACUCCAUUACCAAAUCCAAGGACGAAUAUGGUAUGGAGGAUGAGGCUGAUGGCGGCCACGAUGCGCCUAAUUGGUCCAAUACACAAUCGUAUGUGAUUCUUCUUGGCGCCACGUUGCUUUAUGCGAUCAUUGCGGAGAUCUUGGUCAACAAUGUGGACGCUGUGCUUUCUCAUUACCCCAUCAAUCCCAAAUUUCUCGGUUUGACUGUGUUCGCCUUGGUGCCCAACACCACCGAAUUCGUCAACGCCAUAUCAUUUGCAGUGGGCGGAAACGUUGCGUUAUCGAUGGAAAUCGGUAGUGCGUACGCCUUGCAGGUUGUUUUAAUUCAAAUCCCAUCCUUGGUGGUCUACUCCAUCUACAAAAACUUCGAGUCUGUCGACUCCAUCUUCUCCCUUAUCUUUCCUCGGUGGGACGUGGUGGCCACCUUGGUAUCGAUCUAUCUCUUCACGUACAUCUACGCCGAGGGCAAGUCCAACUAUUUCAAGGGUGUCAUUUUGAUAUUGAUCUACAUUGUUGUUUUGGUUGGCUUUUACUUGGACGACGUUGUUGCGGCAUUGGAACCCAGUCUGAGCGCCGACUUUUUAGCUCGUAUCUUGUCAAAAUAA